Paramecium pentaurelia is the source of this 1608-nucleotide messenger RNA. The record is from the annotation of a GenBank genome assembly. Lineage: Eukaryota; Ciliophora; Oligohymenophorea; Peniculida; Parameciidae.
AUGAGCAACAAAUAAUAAUAAGCUAAAGAUUAUCUCACAGCAUGUUUUCAAUGUAAAGGUUUUGAACCAUUCUUUGUUGUUACAAAAACAUCUCUUUUGCGUAUAUUAGAUAAUAUGGCAUAAAAAUAAUUUGAUAGAGAAUUGGCAGAUGAGUUAUUUGAACGUUGUCCAACAAAUUAUAAAGGCUUUGUCAAAAUUGAAGAUUUCAUAGAAAUUGUUAUUUAGGCUGAUAUAGUAUUGAAUGAAAAAAUCAACAAAGCUAAUGAAUUUAUAGUGAAGCAAACAGAAGAAUUGACAAAAUUAACUAAUAAGAAUAGAUCUUAAAUUUUAUAGAUUCGAGUAAUUGGAGCUAAGAAUCUCCAUUAAGGAUUGAUUAAUGCCACUAACAAACCAUAUGUUGUUGUACAUUUCAAUUAAGAGAAAAAAAGUUCUCGUUUAGCACAUAAUGAUAUUCUUAAUCCAAUAUGGGAUGAGACCUUUAUUUUGUAAAAAUCCUUUAAUAUAUUUAUAGUCCCAUUAAGUCUGGAAAUGAAUAAACUUAUAUAUCAAUAUUAACUUUGGAUGGCACAAAUAAUAGAAGUAAUUUAAUAGGAGAGGUUCAUUUUGGAUUGAGAGAAUUAGAAGAUUAAAUGAAACAUAAUCAAUGGUUUAAUAUAUAUGAUCGUCAUGGUUCAAUGAGUAGUGGAAGUUUACAAUUAGAAUUAUAAUUAUUACUUGAUGAAGUAUAUAAUGUUAAAGAUUAUAAAUUAGUAAAUGUUUUAUGAAUAGGCUCAACAAGUUAUGUAGCAAUAAAUAUUAAAUCAACAAGAUGAAAAAGAUUAAUAUGAGAAUGAUUUGAAAAAUCUUUAUACUCCUUUUUAGAAUGGAUUAUUACAACCAAAAAGACUAAUUGUUCCUGAUGCUCCUCAAUUAAUGUUUGUUCAUGAAUUCUCUAAACCAAUAAUCUAUUAGGGUGAUAAGAAAGUAGAUUUGACAGUUUAUAAAACUCCUUAAUUAAGUGAUAGUAGAGUUUUAUAAAUAUUGAAUCAACCUCCUGAAAGUGUAACAACAGUACAUCCAGAAAUUGAUUAUCCAGCAAGACAUGAUUUAAAGUAAAAAGCCAAUUAUGGAUAUGAUCAUGUUACUAAAGAUAUGAAAUUAACAGCCAUUUUAAUCAUAUUAUAUGUGGUUAGUAGUAUAUAUUUAUGUUGGGUUAAAACUGAUUUUGUUAAUAUUACUAUAGCUUUAUGUACUUCAUUGAUUGUUGGUCUUAAUUAUUUUGAGAAGAAUCAUUUAAAUAUAUUUGCAAUUCUAAUAAUUUUAACAUUGUUAUUUGAUGUUUCUUGGUUGGCAGCAUAUUCAGGAGUAUAAAAAUUAUAAUUUAUUAAUUAAUAGGUUUGGUGGAAUCAAAAUAAAUCAGAGAAUCCUUAAUAAGAAUCUGAACUUAUAACAUCAUAGAGAAUAACAAUUCUUGUUAGUUACUUUGUAAUUGUUUUGAAGAUCACAUUAUCAUGUUAAUUAUGGAAUUUGAAAAAGAAUAUAGAACCAUUAAAUAAUCAUAAAUAAUUUGGAAUUGGAACACAUUUAUAUUAAGCGAAUGGAGGACACAUAAAUCCAUUUAUUUAAUGA